This is a messenger RNA of Rotaria socialis, 1527 nucleotides long. NCBI's taxonomy places the organism in Eukaryota, Metazoa, Rotifera, Eurotatoria, Philodinida, Philodinidae. The record is from the annotation of a GenBank genome assembly.
AUGGCUGAUACAGAAGUAGCAAUGCCUAGUAUUAGUGGUGUUGCAGGUGUUGAUACAGAAAUUGAUUUAUAUGCAGAUGUAGUUGAAAAUGAAUUGGAAACAGAAACUGAUGAUCAUUAUGGACUUCAAAGUGAACAUUUACAGCAAGAUGCUGAUCUAUACGAUGAUGUUAUUACUACACAUCCAUCUGGAACUGAUUUUACGGAUAUAACAAAUACAGUCCAUCAAAACAUUAUUAAGAAUGAUCAUUCAAUUGGCUUGGGUAAUAGUGGGCAUUCGUCAUCGAAUACAUAUGGUGGAAAACGUGUAUCACUCUAUGUUGGUCAACUUACUUGGUGGACAACAGAUGGUGAUUUAGCUGAUGCUAUUCAUGAUCUAGGAAUCAACGAUUUACUUGAAGUUAAAUUUCAUGAAAAUCGUGUCAAUGGUCAAUCAAAAGGCUUUGCUCUUGUUACUGUUGGUUCUGACACAUCAUCUCGAGCCUUAAGUGAAAAAUUACCGAAACGAGAAAUUCAUGGACAAACACCAUCUAUUUUACCAUUUAAUAAAAAUUCAUUAACUUUUCUUGAUGGUGCUACUCGUAAAGAUGGACCUAUGGAACCAAUGCCAUCAAUGGGUGCACCACCGCUUCGUCCUAUGAUGCAUCCACCAAUGGGUCUUACAUUACCAAUGCAUCGUGGUGGUCCUAUGGAUGGACCCUAUCGUUUUCCACCACAAGGACCUGUUAUGUUACCUGGAGGACCAGGUGGUAUGGGCCGUCCACAAUUACAAAUUGCUCUUGGUCAACGUGGACCUGUACCUGGUGGCCAGAUGAUUCUUGGACGAAUGCCAGGUCCACCUCCACCCGUUGGUGUUCAUCCACAACAAUCUGUUCUUGUUAUGCAACAAUCACAACGACCUUCUGGACCUCCCGGUAGCAAUGGACCUCCUUUUGCUCGACAACCUAUGCGACCUGGAACACCAGGCGUACCUGUAUCUUCAAGUUCUAUGCAAGUUAUGCCUGGUCAACAUCCACCUAGUUACUAUCCCGGUCAACCGGUACAAUCCCAAGGCGCUCCUCCACAUGGUCUUCCUAUGUCCGGUCAACCACAUGCUGACCCAUAUUAUCGUGGUGUUGAAAAUCCAGGUAGUAUGGUACCUAUAAGUGAAGCCGAAUUUCAAGAAAUCAUGGAACGUAAUAAAACUGUAUCGAGUAGUGCUAUUGCUCGAGCCGUUCAAGAUGCAUCUGCCGGUGAAUUUGGUACAGCUAUUGAAACAUUAGUUACAGCUGUGUCACUGAUUAGACAAUCAAAAAUUGCUCAUGAUGAUCGAUGUAAAAUUUUAAUUAGUAGCCUUCAAGAUACUCUUAAAGGUAUUGAAGAUAAAUCUUAUGGACAACGCGCACGUCAUCGAAGUCGUUCUGGAUCACCUCGUGAAUCACGUAAGAAACAUCGUCAUCGUUCCCGUAGUCCACGUGAUCGAAAUGAAUAUCGACGUAGUAGUGAAGAUUAUGAUGGAAAAUAUAGUCGUGAUCAUCGGCGACGAUGA